Molecule: messenger RNA, 482 nt
Organism: Paramecium sonneborni
Lineage: Eukaryota; Ciliophora; Oligohymenophorea; Peniculida; Parameciidae
Source: the annotation of a GenBank genome assembly
AUGAAGAAUGACUGUCAAAAUAUAUCUAAGGUAGCAUCAGAUUUAAUUAUGGCUUAUAAAUAAUUGAUUUGCUAAUAGAAUGAUACAAUUAUAUCCCCUCGAUAUGAAAAAACUGCAUUUUAUCUUCCAUCGUCACGUAAAUCUGUUAAUUUAAUAUAUUAAAGCAAUUGAAGAAUAAAUAGACGAAGAGAAUCAAUUAGAUACUCCUAGAAAAAAAACCAUUGAAAAUGAGAAUGAUUAUUUGAUAGAAAUUAGUGAAUUAAGAAAAAUUGUAGAAUAAAGUAAAAUUAUUUAAUAAUUAAGUGAGAAUGAAGUAUAUGAAUAUACCAUAAAAGUAUUUAAAAUAGCCAUUAGAAUCAAAUACUCAAAAUAAUCAAAAUUUUAUAAAGACUACUACUCUUAAUAAAAGAACUAAAAAACACAUAGUAAUUACUAAAUACUAAACAGAUUUCCUUAGGCAAUAGUAUGGUAAAAUAUAAUGA